AUGAACGCCCCGAUCACUUCGCCCACCAUGGCCCACCGCCAACUCCCAUCGACGACAACGGUCGCGACGACCACGGUGACGCAAGGCUUCGCACCACCGCCCCCUCCAGCAGUGCAGAAGGCGCCUAGCACGGACGCCUUCAUCCAGAACCUCAACUUGGUGGCCGAAGCCGCGAAGCGCGCGCAGAUGGCGGUGCUGAUGCGAGACCUGGAAGGCAUUGCCAUCUCUGUUCCUCCCGGGUCGCGGAGGUUGCAUGCCUGGAAUAUAUCUUCCUGA
Messenger RNA from Daldinia caldariorum, 276 nucleotides. RefSeq lists its product as uncharacterized. The record is from RefSeq and is a predicted model, not a curated record. Bases 1 to 276 code for a protein of 91 amino acids. NCBI's taxonomy places the organism in Eukaryota, Fungi, Ascomycota, Sordariomycetes, Xylariales, Hypoxylaceae. The transcript has 2 exons.